Helicoverpa zea (corn earworm) is the source of this 2422-nucleotide messenger RNA. RefSeq names its product general transcriptional corepressor trfA-like. Bases 1 to 2289 code for a protein of 762 amino acids. The record is from RefSeq and is a predicted model, not a curated record. The transcript is spliced from 3 exons. NCBI's taxonomy places the organism in Eukaryota, Metazoa, Arthropoda, Insecta, Lepidoptera, Noctuidae.
AUGCGUCCCUUUGUUCUUGUCUUUGGUCUGUCUCUGGCUGUGCUGAUCGGUCAAAGCGAAGCCAUGAUUCCCGCAUACUCAGUCUCCGCCCUCCGCCUAGCAUUCGACGAGAUCUCCACCGUCUUACCUAUAGCCAAUCAACUCGCCUGUCUCCUGAUCCCCUUCCUCAUCAACUUGAUCAACAACCUCAACAACUUAUCUAACAUUGUAUCCUCUAACAACGGACUCAACGGAUCUCCGGUAAUUCCGGCCCAAACAUAUCCGUUUUACCAGCAAAAUGGCUACCCAAACCAGCCAAGCGAUUCUACACCUUAUUUACAAAGUACGAUGGUUCAAAAUCAAGCACUAUCACCAAACUUAUCUCCUUCUAACAUACGGCAAAUGUUAAUAAAUAAACUUUUGUCGAACCAGCUUUUGCAAACGAAUUUCAACCCUAAUGCUGGGGGUUAUGGUUCGAAUUUGGUUGGGUAUCCUACUAAUCCGAUAGCUGCUAAUACCGGUAAUGCUUACUACGGAGCUCCAUUAGUUGAAAAUUAUCAAACACCAAGUACGAAUAAAGAUGUUACACCCACAGAGCCUAACACAGAAGUAAAACACAAAAAACAUAAAAGAAGAAGAUCAAAAUCUAGAAGGAAACCUGAUGAAUCUAAUAACAAUAAUGAUCCUAUUGAAAAAGUAGACGAUACAGAAGAUACUGAUGCAGAAUUACCUCAAAAGACCAAGAAACGGUCGCGCAAACGCAACAAAGAUUCUCCCAUACAGGACACUUCAACAACACAAACUGAAAACGAAACCAGACAGAAUUCUAGAACUAAAAAGAGAAAGAAUAAGGAAAAUGAAGAAGGCAGUGCUCCUGCUGAAGAAUCAAAGGUCGAAAAUCCUAGACCCAGGAGACGUCGUAAGAAAAAGCCAAAAUCAGAAAGCAAUGAUGUUGAAAAAGUGCCUUCUGAAAAUAUAGUACCCAAACAUUCUACGCCCUCUAAAGCAGCAAAGGUAAAACAAGAAGAUUUAAAUAUAGAAAAAGAAGGAAUUACAGAAGAGAACAGAGUUGCUAGAAAUUCAAAACCAGAAACAAAUGAACUAUCAAAAUUAAUACCAAAUCUGCCAGAAGGUUUUGCCAACGCUUUUAAUUUUAACGGAAUGCCACAAUUUCAAAAUAAUCCUGCUAUGAGUAGUUUCUUGGCUAAUUACGAAAAUAUCUACCAAUCUUUGAUGCCUAAAGCUCAGGAGCCAGCGAACGUUAAGAAAAAUAACAAAGUACCAGCUAAGCCUAGACCACAGCAGAGAAGAAAACCUGUAGUAAAAAGUAAAAAUGCAACAAGAACUGUUGAUACACCUAAAUCAGCAAACUCUAGUACUCCACUAGAGUUUACUGCAGUAACUCCUAAAAUAAAUGUAGUCGCCAAAAAUAAAACGAUAUACAUCGAUGGUAUCAAGCGACCGAAUACCAACCCAAUGCCAAAGAAUGAGAGUGCUAAAUCGAAUGACGAACCGCCCAAAGUAGAAGCAGUUACUGACGAAGAAUUGAAAAACGAUAAAACAGUUGAUGAUAACGAGGAAGUCGAUAUUGAAAAUGACAAUAAUAAUGAAGAUGGUGAUAAUAUUGAUUUCGAAGUUCCUCCCGAUCCAGAUUACAGUAAAGGAUACAUAUCUGACUAUUACCCACAGUUUGCAGACAGCAUGGUUAACACAGCAAAUAAUAAAGAGGUUUACAUAAAAAACUUAGGUGACACUAAAUAUUAUUAUGCAGUCGAUAAAGGAAACGGUGACAUUGGCCGAAUGCGAUUUGAAAGUUUCACACUCCCAGAAAGAGUACCAAAAGACUAUGAAAAGAACAAAAAAUAUGAAGAAAUAGAACUGGCAAGCGUUAAAAAUGCAAGUAAACCAGCUAUUAAAGAAAAUAGAGAAGAAGUUUUAGAAUUUCGUAGCCCACCACUUGUAGAAACCGUUGAUUUUGAAACUAGAAAAGUUGAAAGACAUAACACCAAUACUGAUCAUUACUAUAACUACAGUGACAAUGAAAAUGAUGAUAAAGAUCACAGAUAUAUAGGAGACAAAUCUUCUAUCUAUUCUGAUGUUAAAGCAUAUCAUACUGGUUCAAACGACAAUGCAAUUAAAAGAAAUAAUGAAAAACAAAAGAAAGAUAUCGAAACAGUAUUUGCUAAGUCCAAAGUUGUGAAGUACGGGCCAGGUUAUAAUCCUAAUGAUCAAGCUAAAAGUAGCUCUAAUGAUGAAGGAAUAACGUAUAUUUUGGCUUCUCCAGUGGAUGAACCUGAAUUUUAUUGGUAGAAAAAUCUAUGAGAAAGUUUGGAGAUGUUAAAAUUAUUAAAAUAUAUGGUGUGUUGUUCAAAAUUAGCGUGUUGACUGAUUUGUUGUUUUAAUAAUUAAUUUUUGUGUGUAAGUAUUAAAUUAUUUUAUUUAU